AUGUCUGUAUCUACGACCACGAGACGGGUGAUAUUGGACGUGGUGUUAUUUGCUGCUUCUCAAGUAGCGUUAUACUACACCGUCCGAUGGGUUAUGGACGGGUUUAUGCCCGGGGAGAAGAAGGAGGUGAAUGCAAAGAGUCUAAAAGCUUUGGAAAAGAUGGGGCAUGUGGACCUCAAGCUGGACGAAUACGAAAAACAAAUAGCAUCUGAGGUCAUACAUCCGGACGACAUUGACGUGCAGUUCUCAGACAUCGGUGGUCUGGAGCCGAUCAUCUCGUCCUUGCGCGAAUCGGUGAUAUACCCUCUCGUAUACCCUCACCUCUUCUCCUCGUCCUCGCUUCUAGGUGCGCCGAAAGGUGUGCUAUUAUACGGACCUCCAGGAUGCGGAAAGACCAUGCUCGCGAAGGCUCUUGCAAGGGAGUCGGGCGCUACGUUCAUAAAUAUUGCGGCGUCUGUGCUGACCAACAAGUGGUACGGCGAGUCCAACAAGCUCGUGGCGGGGCUGUUCUCCUUGGCCCGCAAGACACAGCCGAGUAUUGUAUUCAUUGACGAAAUUGAUUCGUUCUUGAGGGAGAGAACGAAGGGCGACCACGAAGUAACGGGAAUGAUGAAGGCAGAGUUCAUGACAUUGUGGGACGGCCUGACUUCGAGUACGGAUCGGAUAUUGGUCCUUGGCGCCACCAACCGACCAAAUGAUAUCGACUCUGCAAUCCUUCGACGAAUGCCGAAGCGAUUUUCUGUCGGUCUCCCUGAUUUGGACCAGCGGCAGAAAAUUCUAAGCCUCAUGCUCACAGACACUGAGCUGGACCCGAGCCUGUCUCUGCGUACAUUGGCUGUGGAGUUGGAAGGGUUGUCGGGCUCAGACUUGAAGGAGUUCUGUCGCAAUGCCGCUAUGAGGCCAAUGCGGGAAUUCAUACGUGAAGCAGACGAUAAACAGGAACUACUCGACCGAUGUAAUGAAGAGGGAUUCAAGCUACGACCAUUGACAUUCGAAGACUUCUUCCAUUCUGACAAUACUAGUUCGUUGGCGUCGACGAUAGUGGAGGAAGUCUCAUGA
Molecule: messenger RNA, 1059 nt
Organism: Sparassis crispa
Lineage: Eukaryota; Fungi; Basidiomycota; Agaricomycetes; Polyporales; Sparassidaceae
Product: Protein MSP1
Exons: 8
Coding region: 1-1059 (352 amino acids)
Cellular component (GO): mitochondrial outer membrane
Molecular function (GO): ATP hydrolysis activity; ATP binding
Source: RefSeq, a predicted model, not a curated record